AGCACUAUUUUAAGUUUUGAAGUUUCAAGUGUUAUGACAAUUAUUCAGAAAUCAGAAUUGACACGACGUUGAAAAAGUUUCUUGGUGGUUAUCGACUUAUCGUUACAUUUAAAACCAUUUAAUUUUCAGUUAUUCUUUCAAGUUUAAUGUUAUAUACUAGUACGGUUGAAUUAUGUUGAAAGUCUUAACAUCGUUUCCGAAAAUAAGCGGGCCCGCCAUUAGAAGUUUUCAAUUUAAUUUUUACACUUGCAGAUUUGUGUCGAUUCCACGACACAGUCAAACACAACAGUUGACCCGUUGGACUAAGCCAUCAGUAGAGUAUCCAUCACGGUUUUCCUUUACUCGUUUUUGUCAUGCGAAACCAUCAGAGUUGACUCCACGUGAAAAACUGAAAAUCGCUGCUAAAGAAUACGGUUCUGUGUUAAUUGUGUUCCAUGUUGGAAUCUCAUUGAUAUCAUUGGGUUCGGUGUAUUUUUUCAUUUCUAAUGGUGUUGACGUCCAGCAGUGGAUUGGGUGGAUGGGUUUGUCGAACGCAAACGAAAACACCAAAAUCGUAGCUGGAGCGAGUCAGUUUAUCAUUGCAUAUGCCAUUCAUAAAUCUUUUGCUCCAGUACGCAUUUCAAUAACACUUAUAUCUGUACCAUUAAUUGUACGAUACCUUAGGACUAAAGGAAUAAUGAAAAUGAAAAAGUAAAUAUUAAUUAUGAUAACCUAUGAAAUUGUAUAAAUAAUAAUUGUAUUACUAUGGGGCUUAAGCUGUAAUAUUUAGAAAUACCUAAUAAGAUAUUUUAUACAAAUUAUUAUUGAAUAUUUUACAUUGUUAUAAAACGAGAAAUACUGUUGAAUAUUUUUUAAAAAUGUUAUAAAAUUGUAUAAAAAUUAAAAAAAUUAUCAUUUAUAAUAUAAUAAUACAUCAUUAUCUGUAGUUCUUAUGACCACAAUUUCAAUUAUCUACAGUUAAUUUGUGUUGAUUAUUAAGUAAUCCAUCCAUUUUCUCGCAAUUAUACAAACUAUGGUUCUGUAGAGUCUCGUUUUCAUGCAACUUUGCUGGAACCUAACUGCUUCAGAUAACGGGGGAUAACUGUAUUCACAUUUUAACUAUUAUUCAAUCCUAAAAACAUAAAAAGGUCAAGGUGCUUAUGUGUAAACCAAGUGAGGUAAAUUAAAAUAAUUUGUUAUCAUAUAAAUUGUAAGAAACAUUUUGUUUUCAAUGUGUCAUUAAUACAUGAAUUAUAUAUAAAUUA
Molecule: messenger RNA, 1244 nt
Organism: Myzus persicae (green peach aphid)
Lineage: Eukaryota; Metazoa; Arthropoda; Insecta; Hemiptera; Aphididae
Product: protein FAM210B-like
Exons: 1
Coding region: 173-694 (173 amino acids)
Cellular component (GO): mitochondrion
Source: RefSeq, a predicted model, not a curated record